Molecule: messenger RNA, 3657 nt
Organism: Osmerus eperlanus (European smelt)
Lineage: Eukaryota; Metazoa; Chordata; Actinopteri; Osmeriformes; Osmeridae
Gene: atl1
Product: atlastin GTPase 1
Exons: 14
Coding region: 151-1833 (560 amino acids)
Biological process (GO): endoplasmic reticulum organization; protein homooligomerization
Molecular function (GO): GTPase activity; GTP binding
Source: RefSeq, a predicted model, not a curated record
GGUCGUGCAGAGGGGAUUGGAAUUCAGUAAGGCUCUACCAUCCUCCGUUGAAUAAGAGCAUCCUUUCAGUGUCGAUAGAGAGGAUACAUUCCCAAAGAAGCUGUCUAUGACUUCCGACUAGUAUCAUUUAUUGACAUUAAAAAAGGCAUCAUGGCGAAAAACCGAAAAGAGAACAGAGACAGCUGGGGCUCUUUCACGGAUAAAGUUUAUGAUUGGAGCUCGGAGGAGGAGGAGCCUGAUGGACGAGCUAGACCGGUUCAGGUGCUGGUUGUCAAGGAUGACCACACGUUUGAGCUUGACGAGGUGGCGUUGAGCCGCAUUCUAUUGGCGGAGGAAGUGAGGGACCGGGAGGUGGUGGCCAUAUCCGUGGCCGGAGCCUUCCGGAAGGGCAAGUCCUUCCUAAUGGACUUCAUGCUACGCUACAUGUACAACCAGGCAUCUGAGGAGUGGCUGGGGGAGUCUGAGGAGCCCCUGACAGGCUUCUCCUGGAGGGGCGGCUCCGAGAGGGAGACCACCGGGAUUCAGAUCUGGAGCGAGGUCUUCCUGGUCGACAAACCAGAUGGAAGACAGGUGGCAGUUCUGCUAAUGGAUACUCAGGGCACUUUUGACAGCCAAUCAACGCUGAGAGACUCAGCUACAGUGUUUGCACUGAGCACAAUGAUCAGCUCCAUGCAGGUAUACAAUAUCUCACAAAAUGUCCAGGAAGAUGACCUUCAGCAUUUGCAGCUAUUCACUGAGUAUGGUAGACUGGCUAUGGAGGAGACAUUCCUUAAACCUUUUCAGUCUAUGAUUUUCCUCGUUCGAGACUGGAGCUUCCCCUACGAGUUUUCCUACGGCCAGGAAGGAGGCAUGAAGUUCCUCGAGAAGAGACUUAAGAUCUCAGAGAACCAGCACGAGGAGCUGCAGAACGUCCGUAAACACAUCCACUCCUGUUUCACCAACAUCUCCUGUUUCCUCAUGCCCCAUCCAGGCCUCAAAGUGGCCACCAACCCUAACUUUGACGGCAGACUCAAAGAGAUCGACCGGGAGUUCAUCAACAACCUGCAGGUGCUGGUGCCCUGGCUGCUGAGCCCACGCAACCUGGACAUGAAGGAGAUCAACGGCACUAACAUCACCUGCCGAGGCCUGCUGGAGUACUUUAAGGCAUACAUUAAAAUAUAUCAGGGUGAAGAGCUACCACACCCCAAAUCUAUGCUGCAGGCCACAGCAGAGGCCAAUAACCUGGCAGCUGUAGCAGCGGCCAAAGACCUGUACAACAAGAAAAUGGAGGAGGUCUGUGGGGGUGACCGUCCCUUCCUGGCCCCCAGCGAGCUGCAGGCCAGACACAGCGAAAUCCGUGAGGAGGCCCUGGCGGUGUUCAAGGGCGUCAAGAAGAUGGGUGGCGAGGAGUUCAGCCGGCGCUACCUGCAGCAGCUGGAGGGCGAGAUAGACGAGGUGUUCGUGCAGUACAUCAAACACAACGACUCCAAGAACAUCUUCCACGCCGCCCGCACCCCUGCCACGCUCUUCGUCCUCAUCUUCAUCAUGUACGUGUCGGCGGGCAUCACCGGCUUUGUGGGCGUGGACAUCAUCGCCAGCGUGUGUAACAUGAUCCUGGGUCUGGCGCUUAUCACGCUCUGCACCUGGGCAUACAUUCGCUACUCUGGCGAGUACCGCGAGCUGGGCGCUGUCAUCGACCAGGUGGCCGGAGCACUCUGGGACCAGGGAAGCACCAAUGAGGCUCUCCACAAGCUGUACAACGCCGCGGCCAGCCACCGGCAGCUGUACCAGCAUGCCUUCCCUGGGCAGCAGGGCGACGAGGGCCCUGAAGAGCCCGGCAGGAAGAGGAACUGAGCUGCACACUGGGAGGACCAGAGCACAGCAUGGACUUCUCGGUCGAGUGGCGGAAUGGACAGUUAGGGGGGUGGGGGGGGAUUGGGGGGAUUGGGGGGGGGGGUCCCCACCUAAAGGGCACUGUGUCAGCUCUGGUUUGGCUGGAUGAGUCCAGACAUGCAUUGAUUCAAUAUUUCAGAGCUAGAUGUGGACUAUGUAUGUUCAUAUAGGCAACGGCAGAAUAUCUCCCUGACUGAGGGGCUGUCUUCAAACAAUGGCUAUCAUUGUCUCUCACUUUGACAACAUAUAAACUGUGUGUGUGUGUGUGUGUGUGUGCGAGGGUAAACCAUCUGUACAAACACACUCAGCUGGAGGUGAGGUGGAAAUGAUCCUCGUGCGAGUCGCUGAAUCACCUAUCACUGACAAAAGGUAAACUUGAUCUACAACACCAUCUGUGUUUAUUUGCGCUGAGUGUUAUGUUUGAUCUAGUGUAGUACUGUUUAUAAGGACAAGACAUCCAUGUUUGGAAACUUACAAGACACAUUUCAUCAGCAUGGUUAGGGUUCGAGGGUCUCUCAUGUUUAAGGCUCUCCAUUUAUUCUGAGAUACCUAGGGCUUGUGCUUGUCCGGCAUUUGUUGAGUUGGUUUGUAAGAGAUAGGUACUGUGUGCUAACAUGUUGAUGGGCAGACAGACAACCUCCUGGGUUCUGUUUAAUCCAAACCCCCUCUUGUAGGUUGGCGGUCUUAGUGAUCCAUUGGCGGUGAGGUACAAUAAGCGGCCCACCUCAGUGCACAUGGUCAUUAUGGAAACAUCACACAGGACAGAACUAAGAAGUGACCUAUGGGGUGGUUGUAUGAAUUUGCUUUGUGACACAGCACUGAUUGGUCAGAGGCUGGCAGAGAACCAGGAACAGCAUCAGCUGGUACAGUUAACACAUCGUAGUGGACAGUGUAGUGGACACCAUUCCUGACUGCAGGGUUCGAAAUGACAUAUGACUCUUUGUGGUCCCCUAAAAUUUCACCAUAAACAAUUUGACUAUUUGACUAUUUAGCUAUCUUUCCAGUAUAAUUUCCACUUUUUAAAGUUAUGAAAUCUUAUGUUUGGAAUUUGAACAUUUUGAACAAUUACGUAAGAUUAUCUAACCUAAUAUUAAAAGGUAGAACAUUAUAAAUGAUAUCAAGCCCUAAUGAUGUGCUACAUUAUGAAAAGCACACAUUUUGGGGGACCCGUCUCAUUUGGAACCCUGGCUGACUGCAUCUCUCUCACGCAUCAUAGUCAGCUUUCACACUUUGGUAAUUGCACUCUCAGUCUACACAAUUCAUGAUUCUUUUAACGUAUGUGGCCUUUGGAAAACGGGUACAUGGGUAAAAUACAUUUCGGGCAGUUUGAUUAGAGGGGAGGCGGGGUUGACGGAAUGUUGGGAUUCACAUAGAACGUUCUGGCAGAGUCAUGGAAUGUCACUGUUCCGAGGCUAUAAAAAGAAAAACAGGGGCCGAUGUGGCCUGACAGCAGAGAGAGCGGUUGGGAGAGAUCCUUAAUCGAUGUCCCCGUCUGUCCCCCUCUACCCUUUCAUCUGCUGCUUUACCUGUGUGGCCCGCUGCAUGGUUACUGAGGCCAACCCUGCACAGUCAACUGUGUGUCUCUAAAACAGCUUGUACUUGUAAACAAAAUUGUGUUAUUGGGAAACGCUUUUUGUGUUUGCAAACAAAACGUUGGCUUGAUGGACUGUUACAUUCGUAGAUCACAUUUGUGUUGACAUUUUUGAAAAGCUCAUUGUAUAUCUAUCUGGUACAUGCAACAUUCAUCAAACAGUAUUAUGAAAAUAAAAACAGCUGUUUUCUGUA